CGGUGUCCUGCCGUCGUCGCCGCCGCCGAACCGUACUCGCCGUUGACCACCACCGCCGCCGCCGCCGCCACCGCCGCCACCACCACCGCCGCGUCGUCAUCAGUCGCGGCUCGCCGUGGUCCGCGGUCGCCGGCCGUCGCGCGCUCGUAGAACGCGACCGACACGCACGCGAUCCGGCCACGCGGUCCCGUCCGGCCGCACGGUACCCGCAUCCGUUCCCCGGCGUACACCGACGGACCACGUGACACGACCGUGUGCGAGCACACCGCACGCACGGGAAAGCUGAUCGAGCGGCAGGUGAGCGAAAAACCGUGUUCAGAUCGUUUCAGAUCGGUCGUGCGAGCGCUGUACGCGAUCAUUUUGUUUUUGCUCGUUUUUUCUUUCCUCUUUCCCGCGGUAAACUUUUUUCGGUAGUCAUCCGUUGGAUUUCGGCAAGCUGACGAAACAGAAAAUAAGGAUCGUCGCGCGUACAAGCCGACGAGGACGGGUCUGAGUUCACGGUAAAAAAUAGUCUCCGUAGAAACUUUGAACGUCGAAUCAAUUAAAUUCGGAGGAAUGUAAAAAUAUUCAACUCUGGCGUAUUUUAAAGAAAACGAAUAGUUUUUUCUCGCUAUACGAUGGCCAUCCUCCAAUCUUGCUGUUGUUUUCAGUCGCUCAGAACGGGAUGUUAUGCCAGCGUCAUUUAUGCAAUGGCAUAUUUUAGUUUGAACACGAGCAUACUGGGAACGUUUUUACACAUCGAAAGACCGUACUGGACUGGCAAUGGAACGGCACCGCAGAGUAAAAGUUUUCUAGAACCGGAAAAAAUAUCAGAAACGACCGUCGUCUUUCACAUGGUGGUGCUGGUGUGCGCAGGAUGCGGUAUGCUGACCAGCAUCGUUUUGCUGAUAGGCAUUUAUUUUGAUCUCAGAGUUUUAUUCAUACCGUGGAUAUUUGCCAUGUUCCUGGCAACUGCAGUUGACGUCGCACAUUCGAUAUAUUUAUAUGGACUCGACACGGUCGAAUUCAAUCCACCGACGGCCAUAUUGUACACUAUCGAUUUUUUUCUACUUAUUUUAAACAUGUACGCAGUACUCUGUGUGAUAUCUCAAUAUCAAGAAUUAAUGGCUGGAAGAGGUACAGCGCGAUUUGAACAAACUUUAAAGAUAUCGCCGGUGAGGUACACGAGCCAGCCGACCGGGACCAGCUGCCUGAGCUCCAGGCGGCCCGCCACGCUGCCGGCGUCGCCCACGCAGAGCCCCACGAAGACGACGGUGACCGCCGUGGCCACGUCGGCGGCCACCGGGUCCACGUGCACCUCGGGCGGUUCGCGCAGGGGUUCCAGGAAGCACGUGCAGUUCCCGGACUUCGACGUGCCCGGCCUCAAGUCCGCGGACCUGUUGCACGCCAACUGGAAACAAGGCUGUUCCCCGCCGCCGGAGCAGCAAUGCAUCGCGCCCGAGUCGUCGUCAACUUCGUCAGGUCAACUGAUCAUCGACAACCGGCGGACGUGUCAUUCAAACACCGAGUCGAUGGUCUCCACACAAAACUAUCCGAAAACUUUUACGACCGAUCUCUAAACAUGUUUUAGAAACAUUUCUUCUUUUAUUUUUAUUUUUCUGUUUUUUUUUUUUUUUCUAUGCCAUCGCACAUCUAAUACUUUAAUAUUAUAAUGUAUUUAAGUAUAAUAGUCUAUACGCGUUGUAUACGUACAAUACCACACUGUUCAACGUUUUAUCACGGCACGACGCAUUUUCGUCGUGACGGAAAAGUAAAAAUUGAAACGAAUACUGUCGUAUUGUAUUGUUAUUAAUUAUAAUUUAUCUGCAUAUAAUAUAU
Messenger RNA from Sipha flava (yellow sugarcane aphid), 1818 nucleotides. RefSeq lists its product as uncharacterized. The transcript is spliced from 9 exons. The record is from RefSeq and is a predicted model, not a curated record. Bases 618 to 1559 code for a protein of 313 amino acids. Lineage: Eukaryota; Metazoa; Arthropoda; Insecta; Hemiptera; Aphididae.